GAUAUGAGUCAAUUUUAUUUUAUGUGAUAUAAAUAUUGAUAUGAACAGUUCUUGUUACAAUGGCAUCAGAAUUAUUUUGGUGGAUGUUAUAUUUGGUUAUUUUUACAAUAAUAUUACAGAAUGCAUUUGCUGGAUUUAAAAUAAUUAUUAACAAAGCAAAUAAUGUGAGUUCUUUGAAUUUUACGGAAGCGACAGCAUUGUAUGGUUAUUAUACGGAAGAACAUAUCGUGGUCUCCGAAGAUGGGUAUAUUUUGACUAUGUUUAGAAUACCGAAAGGUAAGAAUUGUGAUAAAGCAGUAAGAUCACCUCCAGUUCUACUGAUGCACGGGCUCCUCGUAAGCUCGGACGCCUGGAUUGAUUCAGGUCCCGAGGCGGGCCUGGCGUAUCUCAUAGCGGAUGAGUGUUACGACGUUUGGAUCGGCAAUGCCAGAGGUAAUCAUUACUCGAAAGAACAUUUAAAAUAUAAUCCAAAAAAAGACCCAGAAUAUUGGAACUUCACACCGAACGAAAUCGGAGUUUAUGAUGCCCCGGCUAUAAUAGACUAUAUUCUUAACAAUACGGAAUCAAAGACGUUGAAUUAUAUAGGUUAUUCUCAGGGCGGGAUGAUGUUUGUCAUAAUGUGCUCGGAGAGACCGGGAUACUGUGAUAAAGUUAGUCAAGCCAUUCUGUUACAUCCAGCUACAAGAAUGAAUUCUACAAAAUCUAUAAUGUUUAGAAUGUUCACUAAAUACUACGAUACUGUACAGCCGUAUAUCAGCAGCGCAUCAGAUUUGGAAGCUCUCCCUCAAGGGGGCAUCCUUCAGCAGCUUACCGGCGUGCUGUGUCAGAACAAAAUUCUUGCGGACACAUUGUGCAGGUCUAUUAUGUACUUAAUUGAUUCAGAACAUCCAGGAGCAGUCAGUGUUCCCACUAUACAAACUCUAUCCAACCAUUUCCCUGCCGGGACAUCAGUGAAAUCAAUGUCAUUUUACUAUCAACGUGUAAGUACUGACAGGUUUAGUAAAUACGAUCACGGUAGAGAGGUAAAUUUAGAAGUAUACGGUGCGGAGGAGCCACCUGCAUAUAAUAUUAAGGCUGUCAAUGUACCAGUUGUAAUAAUUCACGGUGAAAACGACCAUCUCACGUCUCCAAAAGACGUGCAAUGGUUAUCAAAGCAGUUGUCCAACUUAGUAGAGCUGUAUUAUGUUGAGGAUUCACGGUGGAAUCAUCUCGACGUACUUUAUAAUCAACAUCUUAAAGAGAAGAUGUUUCCUAAGAUAAAGGAGUAUUUGUUUAAGAAUAGUGAGUAGAUUUUUAUACUUAUUUUUGUUGGAUUCGUAUAUUUAUCUUUUAACCAUGACCUUAAAGUCGGGGAUCUUAAAACUUUAUAAUUGCGCGUUAAUAAAUAAAAACUAAA
Messenger RNA from Papilio machaon (common yellow swallowtail), 1396 nucleotides. Its product is annotated as lipase 3. The record is from RefSeq and is a predicted model, not a curated record. Gene Ontology annotation, biological process: lipid metabolic process. The transcript has a single exon. NCBI's taxonomy places the organism in Eukaryota, Metazoa, Arthropoda, Insecta, Lepidoptera, Papilionidae. Bases 60 to 1289 code for a protein of 409 amino acids. Gene Ontology annotation, molecular function: hydrolase activity, acting on ester bonds.